Aureococcus anophagefferens is the source of this 3047-nucleotide messenger RNA. RefSeq lists its product as hypothetical. The annotation marks the transcript as partial. Lineage: Eukaryota; Pelagophyceae; Pelagomonadales; Pelagomonadaceae. The record is from RefSeq and is a predicted model, not a curated record. The transcript is spliced from 3 exons.
GGCAGCCUCUUCGAUGGGCCGAGCGGUCUACAUCGACGUCGUCGGCAGCGCGAGCCUGAAGCUCACGCUGAAGAAGGACGUGCCCGCGCGCAAGGUCUGGGCGUCGCUGGCCUCGCGGCGCGUCGACGCGGCGACCCACGUCCUCGAGACGCCCGGCGGCGCCGUCCUGGGCAUCGACGACCUCGUGCUCGCGUCGGCGCCCGGCGCGGGCGACGUGCUGCUCGUCUGCCGCCGCCGGCCGCCGCCGCCGACGCCGCCGCCGGAAACGCCGCCGCCGCCGGAGACGCCGCCGCCGACACCGCCGCCGGAGACGCCGCCGGAGACGCCGCCGCCGCCGCCGGAGACGCCGCCGCCGCCGCUGCCGCCGUCGACGGCGGGCCUCCGCUGGCUCUACAUCAACGUCGCGGCGUCGGCGAAGCGGCGCGCCUUCGCCGAGGCCCAGGCCGCGAAGCACGGCCUCGCCGCGGCGCGCGUCGACGCCGCGACGCCCGCGGACGCCGCGGCGCUCGCCGCGGGCCUCGGCGUCCCGACGGCCCACCUCAUGGCCGGGUCCGACGAGUGGCACGGCGGCGCGGCGAACGCGAUCUGCCUCUCCUGGCUCCGCGCGCUCCGCGCGGCGGCGGCGGCGGACGCGCCGCUCGUCGCCGUCGCCGAGGACGACGCGGCGCCGCACCGCGACUUCUCGACGCGCGCGGACGCGCUCCUCGCGAACCUCUCCGCGCGCGCGGCCGUCGACGCGGUCUGGCUCCACGCGCGGGGCCACGCGCGCGUCCGCGACACCUGCGGCGACGCGGCCUGCGCGGACGAGGUCGUCUCCGUCUUCUCGAUCGACGUCGACGGCGACGGUGACGUCGACACGCUCUCGGCGUCCUACUUCGAUGACACGAUCGCCUGGUACGAGAACGACGGGUCCCAGUCCUUCACGGAGCGCAUCAUCACGACGCUGGCGAACGGCGCUGUUUCCGUAUUCGCGCUCGACGUCGACGGCGAUGGCGACGUCGACGCGCUUUCGGCGUCUCGCGAAGACGACACGGUCGUGUGGUACGAGAACGACGGCUCCGAGUCCUUCGCGGAGCGCGUCAUCACGAGCUCGGCGGACGCCGCCCGCUCCGUCUUCGCGAUCGAUGUCGACGGCGACGGCGACGUCGACGCGCUGUCGGCGUCCUACAACGACGACACAGUCGCGUGGUAUGAGAACGACGGGUCCCAGUCCUUCACGAAGCGCAUCAUCACGACGCUGGCGGACUUCGCCUACUCCGUCUACGCCAUCGACGUCGACGGCGACGGCGACGUCGACGCGCUUUCGGCGUCUCGCGACGACGACACGGUCGUGUGGUACGAGAACGACGGCUCCGAGUCCUUUGCGGAGCGCGUCAUCACAACGCUCGCGGACAACGCCCGUUCCGUCUUCGCCAUCGACCUCGACGGCGACGGCGACGUCGACGCGCUGUCGGCGUCUUUGAACGACGACACGGUCGCAUGGUACGAGAACGACGGCUCCCAGUCCUUCUCCGAGCGCGUCAUCACGAAUCUUGCAGACUCCGCCCGCUCCGUCUUCGCGAUCGACCUCGACGGCGACGGCAACGUCGACGCGCUGUCCGCUUCCGCCUAUGACGACACGGUCGCCUGGUACGAGAACGACGGGUCCCAGUCCUUCACGGAGCGCGUCAUCACGACGCUGGCGGACGGCGCCCGCUCCGUCUUCGCGCUCGAUGUCGACGGCGACGGCGACGUCGACGCGCUGUCGGCGUCCUACGACGACGACACGGUCGCGUGGUACGAGAACGACUGCGAGACGCACGCGCCGACGACCGCGCUGCCGACUUCAACACCAACUUUUGCAUUGCUCGCGACGCGCCGUCCUUCGACGGCCGCGCCGUCGGAUCGCCCGACGCCCCGCCCGACGGUGCCGUCGACGUGCCUCGUGCCGCACCCGGCCUACGUCGGCGACGGCGCCUGCGACCCGGGCGCCUACAACAGCGAGGCCUGCGGCUACGACGGCGGCGACUGCUGCGAAUCGACCUGCGAGGACGGCCCCGUCCACGCGUGCGGACGAACGGCCUACGCGUGCCUCGAUCCGGCGGCCGUCGAGUUCGUCCCGACGACCCCUUCGCCGACGCCGGCGCCGAGCGCGAAGCCGACGCCCGCGCCGAGCCCGCGGCCGGGAAGCCCGACCGCGUCUCCCACGACCGCGGCGCCCGCGCCCGCGCCGAGUGGCGCGCCCUCGCGGGCCCCGACGGCGCUCGCCUGCGAGGCGGGCGCCUCGAUCUACAGCCUCGAAAUGUUCGAUUCCGGCCUCGACGGCUGGACCGACGCCUUCUUCUCGCUCUACUCCGAAAGCGGGGACCGCGUCUUCCACGCGACGCUCGACGCCGGAGCGACCGGGACGGAGCGCUUCUGCCUCGCCGACGGCUGCCUCGCGGCAUCGGUGAACGGCGACGGCCUCUUCCCGGAGGAGGUCUCCUGGACGCUCGGCGACGUGACCGGUGGUGCUCCGACAGAAAUGUCCAUGCUAUUCUCCGGCGGAGACGUCCAGGAGUCGUGCUCCACGGAGCUGCCCACGCGCGCUCCCUCGUCCGAGCGGUCGCUCACGCCGGCGCCGACGACGACGACACUCGCUCCGACGAGUCUCGCGCCCUCGCUCCAGCCGACGGCGAGCGCGGCGCCGACGGUCGUCGCGUCUCCCGCGCCGACGUCGGUACCCGCGACGAGCCCCGCCUACUGCCGCCUCCAAAGCACGGAGGCCUGCUGGGGCAACACGCACCGCUUCCGAGAAAGUCGCCUCGGGUCUCUGGACACGGCCCUCGACGCGGCGUUCGCGUUCGAGGACGUCGACGGCGACGGCGACGUAGACGCCGUCGUCGCGACGGACGGGUCGAUGUUCUACCUCCGGAACGACGGCGGCGAGUUCGUGUGGAAGCCCUUGGAGGAGAUGCGCGUCGGGGCGAGGACGCGCCCGGCACUCGGAGACGUCGACGGAGACGCGGACGUGGAUCUCGUGUUGGGCACCGCCGCGGGCCGGAUCGACUACCUCGAAAACGCGCGAG